AUGAAAUUUCUUACUGUCCUCCUAGCAGUCGCUGCGCAGCUGCCGGCGCUAGCCUGGGCCGGAAGUGCUGCUGAAUGGAAGUCUCGCAAUAUCUAUUUUGCUUUGACUGACCGCAUUGCUCGCUCUUCUGAUGACCAAGGUGGAAGCUCUUGUGGAAACCUUGGCAAUUACUGUGGUGGAACCUGGAAGGGAUUGGAAGGCAAGCUUGACUACAUCAAGGGCAUGGGCUUCAAUGCCAUAUGGAUUACCCCCGUUGUCACCAACUCGGACGGCGGCUACCACGGAUACUGGGCUACUGACUUAUAUGGGACAAACGAUCACUAUGGCUCUGCCCAGGACCUCAAGGAUCUCGUGUCUGCUGCACACAGUAAGUACCUAUUUGUGACCAUGUUCUAUUGCACUCAUGCUUACCUGUAUCUCAAGGGAAUCUGGGUCAUGGUUGACGUCGUGGCCAACCACAUGGCCAGUGGCGACAUCUCCUCUUAUAGUCCAGAUCCUCUGAACCAGAACUGGGCAUAUAAUAGUCAAUGUGAGAUCAACUAUGGCAGCCAGGCCUCGGUUGAAUCUUGCUGGAUCGCUGGUCUGCCAGAUAUCAACACUAAAGAUGAAACUGUCCGCAACAUGCUUCAGAACUGGAUCAACUGGCUCGUGCAGGAGUACGGAUUCGAUGGCGUUCGUGUUGAUACGGUUAAGCAUGUUGAAAAAGAUUUCUGGCCCCCUUUUGCCAGCGCAGCUGGUGUCUAUACCAUAGGGGAGGUUUGGGACGGUGGCAUCGAUUUUCUAUCUGGAUAUGACAAUUUGCUCGGCGGCCUACUUAACUAUGCUGUCUACUACCCUAUGAACAGGUUUUACAUGCAGCAGGGUUCCUCGCAGGACCUUGUCGAUAUGAUCAACACAGUUGGCAGCCGUUUUUCUGACCCGACGACUCUCGGAUCCUUCCUUGACAAUCACGACAACAACCGUUGGCUAAAUCAGAAGAGUGAUACCUCCCUCUUCCAAAAUGCCCUGGCAUUCGUCAUCCUGGCACGUGGGAUCCCAAUCAUCUACUAUGGUUCUGAACAAGGUUAUGAUGGAGGCUCUGAUCCUGCCAACCGCGAGGACCUUUGGCGCAGUGGCUUCAACACCGACACAAACUUGUACAAAGCAAUUGCUACUCUGUCGGAGGUCCGGGCUGAAGCUGGUGGACUCCCAAACAACGAUCAUGUCCACCUGAGCGUCGACGACACCUCCUAUGCCUGGUGCCGUAACAACUGCGACGUUGUCGUCAUGACGGUGAACAGCGGCUCGGGUAGCAGUGGCCAGCGCUGCUUCAACACACAGCGCUCCAACGGCUAUUACAACGUCAGGUUUGGUGGCUCAGGAUAUCUCACAUCCGACGCCAAUGGAUGGCUCUGCGUCAACAUUUCCAACGGCCUCCCCGUCGUUCUGACCGCACGAACGUAA
Molecule: messenger RNA, 1443 nt
Organism: Geosmithia morbida
Lineage: Eukaryota; Fungi; Ascomycota; Sordariomycetes; Hypocreales; Bionectriaceae
Product: alpha-amylase
Exons: 3
Coding region: 1-1443 (480 amino acids)
Biological process (GO): carbohydrate metabolic process
Molecular function (GO): calcium ion binding; alpha-amylase activity
Source: RefSeq, a predicted model, not a curated record